Molecule: messenger RNA, 1439 nt
Organism: Mercurialis annua (annual mercury)
Lineage: Eukaryota; Viridiplantae; Streptophyta; Magnoliopsida; Malpighiales; Euphorbiaceae
Product: cell division control protein 2 homolog
Exons: 9
Coding region: 325-1188 (287 amino acids)
Biological process (GO): regulation of G2/M transition of mitotic cell cycle; regulation of meiotic cell cycle; protein phosphorylation
Cellular component (GO): cytoplasm; nucleus; cyclin-dependent protein kinase holoenzyme complex
Molecular function (GO): ATP binding; cyclin-dependent protein serine/threonine kinase activity; cyclin binding
Source: RefSeq, a predicted model, not a curated record
AUCGACCCAUAAUUGGCCUCUCUAGUUCUGACCGGUUUAGAUACAGUUCAGAAUUUCACCGGUUCAGUUCUGGUUUAUGGUUCAACCCAGCCCACGGCUACCUGUAGGUUCUUAAAGAAAUAUUUAAACAAAAUAGGAAACCUAAUUUUGCUAAUAAUAAAUCUAAUUUCAUCUUUCUUGAUUUUGGCGGGAAAGCCAAAUCAAAGAACCUUCUUUAUUCAGUUACAAAUAACUAACUAAAAGAAUCUCAAAAUUUCGCUCCAACUCAGUCGCAACUCACUUCAGGUUUGCAAGAUCUGCUUCAGUAUUGGAACAGCUUAACAGAUGGAGGAAACACACUAUAAAAGAAUCUCAGAUAUCACACCAGUAGAUGGAAUGCUUUUUUCCAAGGGAAUUGACCCUAUAACCGGAAAGACUGUAACAAUUAAGACAGUGCUUAUUGAGGAUACACUUGAAGGACUAUCAAGCUCGAUACUAGGAGAUUUUUCUCUCCAGCACAAAAACAUUGUCAGUCUAAUUGAUGUCCAAAUUAAAGACAAGGGUGUGGACUUCAUUUAUGAACAUAUGGACUUGAAUUUGAAGAAGCUGAUCUACCCACCAACAGAGAGCGGUCAGAUAAUUAAGCCUCGUUUGCUAAAGAAAAUUCUGUACCAGGUUCUGUCUGGUGUCUCUUAUUAUCAUUCCAACAAUAUUUUUCACCUAGAGAUAAAACCCAGAAAUGUGUUGAUAGAUAUGGGUACUGAAGAGGUGAAGCUUGGUCAAGGCCAUAUGCAUAAUAAAUCAAAGGCAAUAAAAAGAUGGUCCAGUGCACCUGAAAUCCUAUUAGGUUCCCCCAACUAUUCUGCUUCUGCAAAUAUUUGGUCUGUGGGGUGUAUGUUCGUUGAGAUGGCGAUUGGGAAGCCUAUUUUUAACGCAGAUAAGGAGUUUGAUACGCUAAGUGAUAUUUUCAGUUUCUUUGGGAUGCCUAAUGAGGAGACAUGGCCAGGAGUAACUGCAUUGCCUCAAUAUGCCUCUGCUUGCAAGCCUCAUUCUGAAAAGGCGAGAAAGAAUCUGGCAGAAUCGGUUUCUGGCAUGGACCCUGACGGAUUUAGACUUGUUAGUAAAAUGCUUUGCAUGAUUCCAACUGCAAGAAUAUCCGCCCAAGAUGCACUCAAUGAUCCGUACUUGAAGGAUGCGAUGAACGCGUAGUAGUUGGUGCUAAGUUUGGUUGAAUCUGCAUAUUAUUAGAUAUAGAUUGAGACAUUUUUAGUUAGACUUUUAGAAAAGUUUAGUAUAUAUCUGCUUUGAAGCAAAAUAAGUAGUUUUUUUCUCUCAUUAUGCAAUAUAAUAGACUAAAAGUAUAGUUUUGGGAUAUGUCUAGCAGCAAAGCUUCAAUAAUAUAUCCUAAACUUUGUACAUUGACUUUGUCACUUUGAUGAAUCGAAUUCAUGUUGCUAUUA